GCUUGGUCGGUUCCCCCUUCCUUCAAAAACCCUCCAAAAAUUCCCCCACUUCUCUCUCUCUCUCCCUCUCUUUCUCCACUUCAAAAAUCUCAAAAUUUUGCCCUAAUCGACAUUUCUCCACUCCUCGAUCGCCCCCUUCUCUCUUCUUCACAGUAAUUUCAUCAAACACCUCUAGGGCAUCCAUGGAUUGCGACCCAGAAACCCUCCAUUUCCUCUCCCAGUGCUUCCUCCACACCCUCUCCCCCGCCCCCGAGCCCCGCCGCAAGGCCGAGGCCUCCCUCCUCGACGCCUCCGACCGCCCCGAGUACGGCCGCGCCGUCCUCAGCCUCGUCUCCCAGCCCGCCGUCGACGAGCAGAUCCGCAUAGCCGCCGCCGUCAACUUCAAGAACCACCUUAAGGUCCGGUGGGCUCCCUCCGCCUCCCCCGACGAGUCCUCCAUCGUUGCUCCCCUGUCCCCGAUUCCCGACGCCGAGAAGGAGCUGAUCAGAGCCAAAAUCGUCCCUCUCAUGCUUUCCUCCUCCCCCAAAAUCCAGAGCCAGCUCAGCGAAGCCCUCGCCGUCAUCGGCAAGCACGAUUUCCCCAAAUCCUGGCCCGCCUUGCUCCCCGACCUCGUCGCCAGCCUCCGCAACGCGGCGCAGUCCUCCGAUUACGCCUCCAUCAACGGUAUUCUAGGUACCGCUAAUUCUAUCUUUAAGAAAUUUCGGUAUCAGUAUAAGAGCCCUGAACUCUUUCUCGAUUUGAAAUACUGUUUGGACAUUUUCGCGGCUCCUCUUUUGGAGAUUUUCCUUAAAACCGCCGUCCUGAUCGACAAUGCCAAUGCCGGCGGUGCGCCGAGCGCCACGCUGCGCCCGCUGUUUGAGUCGCAGAGGCUGUGUUGUAGGACUUUUUAUUCGUUGAACUUUCAGGAAUUGCCUGAGUUUUUUGAGGAUCAUAUGAAGGAGUGGAUGCUUGAGUUUAAGAAGUAUUUAACUACUAGUUAUCCGGCUCUUGAGAAUAGUGAUGCCAGUGGACUUGCUCUUGUGGAUGAGCUCCGGGCUGCGGUUUGUGAGAAUAUCAAUCUCUACAUGGAGAAAAAUGAGGAGGAAUUUAAAGGUUACUUGGAUGGGUUUGCGCUCGCGGUGUGGACCUUGCUGACAAAUGUGUCUCAAGCGUCUCAUCGUGAUCAGCUUGCUGUCACGGCGAUUAAGUUUCUGACUACGGUUAGCACGAGUGUUCAUCACGCUUUGUUUGAACGGGAGGGCGUGAUACCACAGGUGUGUCAGGGCAUUGUGAUCCCAAAUGUGAGGUUGAGGGAUGAGGAUGAGGAACUGUUUGAGAUGAACUAUGUUGAAUUUAUUAGGAGGGAUAUGGAAGGCAGUGAUCUCGACACGAGGAGGCGGAUUGCAUGUGAGCUCCUUAAGGGGAUCGCAACCAAUUAUAAGCAACAGGUUACACAGUUGGUUUCUGUACAGAUACAGAAUUUGCUAAGCUCAUUUGCAGCCAACCGCACUGUGAACUGGAAGGAUAAGGAUUGUGCCAUUUACUUGGUUGUCUCCCUUGCAACUAAGAAAGCUGGAGGUACUUCUGUCCAGACUGAUUUUGUUGAUGUCCAGAGCUUCUUCAUAAAUGUUAUUGUUCCAGAGUUGCAGGAUGUGAAUGUGAAUGAGUUUCCAAUGCUUAAGGCUGGGGCACUCAAGUUUUUCACAAUGUUCCGGAAUCAAAUACCAAAACAAAUUGCACUUCAAUUCUUUCCACAUUUGGUUCGUUUCCUUGGUGCUGAGUCAAAUGUGGUCCACUCUUAUGCUGCAAGUUGCAUUGAAAAACUUCUUCUGGUCAAGGAAGAUGGUGGACAAGCAAGAUACAGUUCGGCUGAUAUUACACCAAUUUUACUAGAUCUGAUGACUAACCUCUUUAAUGCGUUGAAGUUUCCAGAAUCUGAAGAAAAUCAAUACAUAAUGAAAUGUAUAAUGCGGGUUCUUGGUGUUGCCAAUAUAACUGGUGGCAUAGCCAUACCUAGCAUAGAUGGAUUGACAUCCAUACUUAAUGAGAUUUGCAAAAACCCAAGAAAUCCGAUUUUCAACCACUAUCUAUUUGAGUCCGUGGCUAUUCUUGUCAAGCGAGGCUGCGAGAAGGACGCUUCUCUCAUACCAGCUUUUGAAGCGAAACUUUUUCCCAGCAUCCAGUUUAUAUUAGCCAAUGAUGUGAGUGAAUUCUUUCCUUAUGCAUUUCAGCUACUGGCUCAGCUUGUGGAGUUGGAUAGGCCAGAAAUUCCCGAAAGCUACAUGGGAAUUUUUGAGAUUCUUUUGUCACCUGAGUCAUGGAGGAGAACGUCCAAUGUCCCUGCACUUGUGCGUCUGCUUCAGGCUUUCCUUCAGAAGACACCUCAUAAGCUCAAUGGUGAAGGGAGAUUAAGCCAGGUUCUUGGAAUAUUCAAUAAGCUUUUGUCUCUACCAAACUCAUAUGAGCAAGGUUUCUAUGUGCUGAAUACUGUCAUUGAGAAUCUUGAAUAUGGUGUCAUUGCACCCUACAUUCCUCACAUUUGGACUGCCCUUUUCACUGAGCUCCAGAGAAGGAGACCUGUGAGGCUUAUCAAGUCUUUGUUGAUAUUUAUGUCACUCUUUCUGGUCAAGCAUGGUUCAGCACACCUUGUAGAUACGAUGAAUGCUGUCCAGCCCAACAUAUUUCAAGGCAUCUUGGUUCAGUUUUGGAUACCUAAUCUUAAGCAUAUCACAGGAGUUAUCGAGACCAAGUUGGCUGCAGUCGCAUCAACCCGACUUAUAUGUGAAUCUUCUAGCCUUUUUGAUGCUGCGGCUGCUGAACACUGGGGAAAGAUGCUGGAUAGCAUUGUUACCCUUCUCUCACGGCCUGAGCAGGAUAGGGUUGAGGAUGAACCGGAAAUGCCUGAUAUAUCAGAGAAUGUUGGUUAUACUGCCACUUUCGUUCGUCUUUUCAAUGCAGGGAAGAAAGAGGAGGACCCUCUGAAAGACAUAAAGGAUCCAAAGGAAUUCUUAGUAGCUUCACUUGCAAAGCUUUCUACUCUUUAUCCUGGGAGAUUUCCACAAGUCAUCAGCCAUUAUCUUGAACCAGCCAAUCAGGCAUCAUUGCUUCAGCUUUGCAGUACUUAUAACUGCCCAAUUGUUUGAACGAAAUCCAAUGUCGUAACUGAAGACAUGGCUCCGUUUGUUUUCGAAGUCUUGAACAAGUCUCUGAUCAGAAACCUUGAUUAUGAGCCAGCAGUCUUUUUGCAUGGCCGUCAACUCAACUGAGUUAAGGGGGUCAUCAAAUCAUCCAUUUUGCUACUUCCAAGGUCUCUCAUUCUGUGUUGAAGUGAGAUUUUUGGUCACGGUUUCUCCGAGUUAAUUUAAUCUGCUUAGUGGCUGGUGGUUUGACAAUGUGGUUUUGGGCGGGGUCAUUUUUGUCACCAUUUCUUUCCUUUCUGGGCAUGCAUCGGUUUAGAAUUAUAGAUCCAUAUUGCAGUCUUUUGGUUGUCUUAGACUGCUCAUUCAUAAUCAUGUUUGUUGUGUCGAUAUUAAACUUAAGGGGUGAAAUUUUACCAUAUUGCUAGGUUGGAGCUGAAUUUAAGUCAAUCGGUAUAGCAUCUUUGUUGACAAAAGUCUUCUCUUUCGAGGUGGGAAAAAAAAAAAUUGAUCCAUCUUGUUCAAACACAUCAUUGGUCAAUGAAUAGAAUGUGAUUUUGUUUUUAUCUU
Molecule: messenger RNA, 3686 nt
Organism: Morus notabilis
Lineage: Eukaryota; Viridiplantae; Streptophyta; Magnoliopsida; Rosales; Moraceae
Product: exportin-2
Exons: 2
Coding region: 183-3122 (979 amino acids)
Biological process (GO): protein export from nucleus; protein import into nucleus
Cellular component (GO): cytosol; nuclear envelope
Molecular function (GO): nuclear export signal receptor activity; small GTPase binding
Source: RefSeq, a predicted model, not a curated record